AUGUUCUGGCGCCUAGUUCGCCUGGCGGCCCUCCUCGUACUCGCAAUUCUAAGCUCGCUCACCAACAAGUCGAUUCUACAACCAAUAAACAAAGCGCUUUCCCGACGACCCCCGCCUCAUUCACACUUCACCUUCGUCGAAGAUGACGUUCCCGAACGCCUUCACGUCGCCAACGCGCGUCCGCACGUCCUGAUGCGCAUCGAGGAGUCCGCGCGCUACAACAUCACCGCCCCGAACGCCUACCUCGAGUGGCUCUACACCGCCACGCCCGCCGACCAGGGCAACGUCCGCCUCGGGCCCCUGCACCGCAUCUUCAACGUGAACAUGUUCCACCAGCUCCACUGCCUCCGCGCGAUGCGCAAGGUGCUCGCGGAGGAGGACGAGCUGAGCGCGUCGAGCACGCACCACAUGGAGCACUGCCUCGCGAUCCUGAAGGACCACACGCUCUGCGCCGCGGACGCCAGCCUCGAGCCCGGGGAGCCGUUCGACAGGGACUUUGCGACGGAGCGCGAAUGGGGCGAGAUGAAGUGCUUGGACGUCGAGGCGUACUACGCGACGAUGUGGGAUCACUGGACGGAGUGGCUUGCGGUAGACCGCGCUACGCGCGCUCAGAGCGAAGUACGGAUUUAG
Messenger RNA from Epithele typhae, 630 nucleotides. RefSeq lists its product as uncharacterized. The record is from RefSeq and is a predicted model, not a curated record. The coding region runs from base 1 to 630 and encodes 209 amino acids. Lineage: Eukaryota; Fungi; Basidiomycota; Agaricomycetes; Polyporales; Epitheliaceae. The transcript is spliced from 2 exons. Gene Ontology annotation, biological process: mycotoxin biosynthetic process.